AUGGGCCUCUUCUACUACACCCUUUUGGUUGGCCCCUUUCCAACACUCCGAUUUGGACCCCUUCAACGUUUGGCAUACAAUUCCCUGACUCUCACAUAUUUGAAGGAGCGCACAGAGCACCCGUCGCUGAGCGACCUGCCAGGAAUGGGACUGGCAUUCCACGGCCCUUCCACCGACUCUCAACCACAUUCCUCGUUCCGUUCCGACGACCAAUCUGACCCAUUGGAUGGUCCCUGA
Messenger RNA from Penicillium alfredii, 237 nucleotides. RefSeq lists its product as uncharacterized. The transcript has a single exon. The coding region runs from base 1 to 237 and encodes 78 amino acids. The record is from RefSeq and is a predicted model, not a curated record. NCBI's taxonomy places the organism in Eukaryota, Fungi, Ascomycota, Eurotiomycetes, Eurotiales, Aspergillaceae.